AUGAGUGACUUAAUCACGAGAAAGACAACCAAAAUUCAAUUUACAGAAGAAACAGGGAAAGCAAGUAAACUCAGUGCUCUCGAUGAAACUCCAGAAACCGAAAUUUUUACAGAAAUAAUCGUGCCUGAAGAAGGACACUUUGGAUGGUUUGUUGUUGCAGGAAGUUUUAUGUGUAUUUUCAUACUAGAAGGAAUAUUUUUCACAUUUGGAAGUAUUUACAACGACAUGUCAAAAGAUUUGGAGACCGAGAUACCAUUGGUGACAUUAAUAAACUCCAUAGCAAUGGCUCUGUACUUCAUAGCAGGUCCUGUGGUGUCUGCUCUCGUGAACCGAUUUGGAUUUCGAACAUGUACAAUGAUGGGUUCAAUAAUAAUAUCUUUUGCUUACCUUGCGUCAGCCUACUCUAGAAAUUACAUAUUUGUGUUACUGUUUUAUGGCAUUAUAUCAGGCAUUGGAGGCUGUUUAAUUUAUAUGUCAUCGCAGCUAGUGGUUGGUUUUUAUUUUGAACGUUUUCGCGCCAUUGCCAUGUCAAUUGCUGGCUUGGGGUCAAGUUUUGGCGUUACAAUUAUGUCUAGAGUUAAUAACUAUUUAGUUCCAUUGUCAGGUUGGAGGACAGUUACACUAUUACAUGCUGGAUUAUUUGGUAUGAUUUAUUUUAUAGCCAUGCUAUUUAGACCUUUGCUUUCAUUAAGCGUAAGCCAUGAAAAAGAAGACAUACAAACAGUUACUUAUUUACCAAGUUUAUCAAGAGUGGCUCUAAAUGAUGGGACGGAAUCAGAACCUGUAGUGACUACCAGGACGGAAAAGCUAUUUAGUGCAGUAUCUAACGCUCAUUUUCCUACAGUGGCUGACGUAGUAGAAGUUGAAGCAGAUACUACUGAUGCUAAUGAACCCGGUCCAUCAUCAACGCCCACAGACAAACUAACAUUUACAGCUCGUCUUCCGCAAGGAAACAUUAGUCCAAGGCAGCUAAAACAAGUUAAGUCUAUUUUGUCACGAAGAAAUCUUGAAGAUAAUGAGAAAAUGAUCGAAAUUACAGUUGAUGAUGUACAAGCUCAUAAAAAGCAUCAUUGGUGGUCGCGUUGUUGUCAUUGGGAACAUCAUGUAGAAGAAUCUCGACCUAUGUAUAGAGACGAUGCUUUCUAUAACGGACAGGUAGAAAAUUUAUCAGUCUACAAAGAACAUAUGUUAGGUUCAAGACUAAAGAGAAAGUCUGGUUUUGAGUACCAGAUGGCUGUUACCCGAACAACAGCUGCCGAAGAUUUGGAAGAACGUGAAGGUGUAUUUACAAUAGCCAUUAGAAGGGUUUUGGCGACAAUGCUUGAUCCUCAAUUAUUGAGCAGAAAUUCAUUUUUUAUGAUCGAAAUAAAAGUGAAGGUAUUGAUGAUGUUCACUGCAAUUCAUUUGUGA
Messenger RNA from Arctia plantaginis, 1410 nucleotides. Lineage: Eukaryota; Metazoa; Arthropoda; Insecta; Lepidoptera; Erebidae. The record is from the annotation of a GenBank genome assembly.